AUAGUUCACCGCACACGAGGCGCUCAGCGAGAGGAGAUCGGCGUGGUGCCAAGCCGACGGUGCGGUGAUGAUAUGUGUGUAUCCACUUAGGGCAAGGAGCGUGACCUGGAUGUUAUACUGCCCUGCACUUGAGGCGCCGCCACAAACCAAAAUCCGGUCCGAUUUCGUGUCAGCUGGAAUGUUCAACGGCUUGCCGGACGCGUCGCGGAUGAGUCCAAGGCCGAGGUCAGCCGUGAACGCGUGGAAAGCGGUGACGAGGUUGGCGGAUAACGAUAUUGCGGCCGCCGGAUCGACACCUGCUGAAAACUAGGAUAAAGGAAGGAGGGAAAUGGCUUCACGGUGAAGGGCCGUUGGAAGAGCGAGCUUGCUUUGGUAGCCCGGCAUCUGGAAAUGAGCGCGUAUUUCUGAGUACUCUUGCCGACCAUGGCGUUCGUUUAGGCCAAAGUUAAGGACAAGAACUGGUCACUGUGCCAUCAUCAUCCACUUCCGAGACGCAUCCGAAACUUACCAUGUCUCCCUUCGCGAUGUGCUUCACAUUCUGCUCGACCUCCGCCACAUUCCCGUCGGCGCUAAUUAUCGGAACUAUGUAACGGGCACCUCUGCCAGACGUCCAGCGGCGAGAGGGAGACAUGAAAUACGCGGAUGAGGAUCCGAGGUCGUCCAGUCCGACGGCGAGGGCAGGCAACUGGACGGCGGCGAGCUUCGCGCCUUCAAACAGGAACAUAUACGCAGCCUGUGUUGUCAACAUGGGCGCCAGCGUGCUGCUGUGCUUGUGUUUAUGACUUCGAUGGAUGGACUCGAGGUUCGGUCAGCCUGGUCGCCAAGAUGAAUCUGCAUUAGCCUCGCGUUGUCAACGUUGUCCACUCUCGAAUAUACAUCAUGGUGGACCCAGUGCAAUCACUCCCAGCGUAUCACAUCGCCUAUCGUACACGCUGCUCGUUGAUAUUCCACGUAACACCCGACACCCAUCCACGUUUUGUCUGGUAAAGAUCAUAUCGUGUCUGGCCCGGCAUAAUCCAUCCCAGUGAUCUUAAGACCUGCAAGCCCCGAUGGAGACCUUGACUACUCUUGCGGAGCCCACCCACUCUGUCCUGGACUCUCCCAACUCUCCCAGCCCUGGUUCUCCCCCGAACGACGCCAAUCCAUCUUCUACCCCCACCCCGGAUCCCCCGUCCACACCCGCAGCCGCGAUUGACCUUGAGCCCGACGAGGCAUGGAAGGGCUGGCUCCGCUUCCGGAUCGAGCGCAGCAUGAAGUCCGUUGUUGAGAGGGUCCGGGAUGAGUACGAGUCGCGCCUCGCCACCCUUACAACGACCUCCUCUCCCUCCGGCACUGGCUCCAAGCCCUCCGCUUCUCAGCUCUCGGCAGCUAGGGACGAGUACGACGCCGCAAUGGCCGAUAUUAUCCGCUUGGCUCAGACGCAUUUCGACCGUGCGCUCGAACGCGAACGCCAGGAGCGCCGCUGGGCCGCUGGGGCCGAGGUGGAUGCUGAAUGGCAGGCGCAGAUGAUUGCAGAGCACCAGGCAAUCGCGGACCUCAUCGAGCGCGAGAAAAGACAGCUGACACAGCAGAAAGAGCACAGAGGAGGCAGUGGAACAGGCAGAGGACAGUCGCAAUACCAGACGAUCGCAGGCCAGCAACCCCCGCCCAGGCUGCUCGCCAUCCGCCCACCAGAGGCGGUGCCGUGGUUCAGAGGCGAUAACGUAUCCAGCGUCUCGUCGGAUGGGAGCUCCUCUUCGGGCUCAUAUGGGGGGACGCGGCGGCGCCCCCGCCAGUUCCCGAACGACUUUGGUCCCGGGAGACACCUGAAC
Punctularia strigosozonata HHB-11173 SS5 is the source of this 1811-nucleotide messenger RNA. RefSeq lists its product as uncharacterized. Lineage: Eukaryota; Fungi; Basidiomycota; Agaricomycetes; Corticiales; Punctulariaceae. The annotation marks the transcript as partial. The transcript is spliced from 3 exons. The record is from RefSeq and is a predicted model, not a curated record.